Anastrepha ludens (Mexican fruit fly) is the source of this 6241-nucleotide messenger RNA. RefSeq names its product mucin-17 (gene Cpr76Bd). Bases 231 to 5861 code for a protein of 1876 amino acids. The transcript is spliced from 4 exons. The record is from RefSeq and is a predicted model, not a curated record. Gene Ontology annotation, cellular component: extracellular matrix. NCBI's taxonomy places the organism in Eukaryota, Metazoa, Arthropoda, Insecta, Diptera, Tephritidae.
UCCAGUUCGUUGGAGCGCAAAUCAAAUCGUUAACGCCCAUUGAAAAGGAUACGCGCGCGCGACAAACCAUCAACAAUUACCUUGGAUAUGUGUAUAUGUAUACAGGAUUAAAAUUACAUAAGUGCUAAUAAAUGUCCAAUGUGAUAAGGACCUUAAUAUGUAGUUGAAUCGAAGACUUCGAAAUAUAUUUUAUUAACAAUUUUUAAUUAAGAAUUAUCAAAAAAGAGAGUAUGAAGAUUCAAUUAGCGCUAUUGUGCUUUUGUAGCACAGUGUGGGCGAGUACAAAACCAAUCGUUAUACCAGACUGCGUACUCGCAGCGUCAGCUGGUUAUGCUUACCCUCCGCCAAACGUGCAACUAUCAGUGACUCCCGCAAGAGCUAAAUAUAAAAUUCCUUUGUCAUUGGGAAGUCAGUCGGAUAGUGGAUAUCUAAAUGUUGAUACAGUGAAAUCAUCCGAAUCAUAUUAUGAAAGCGAAGUUGGAGUAUCUCGGGUUGGACUGGGUGAUAAGUUAUUGCAAAUAUCAACCAAUGCUGCGCCAAAGAAUGGAGGUAUUACAUAUGCAGAUCAGCCUCUUAAAACUUCUGGGCUCAUCCAGCAAGACAUUGAAUUAAAAAAUUUGCUUACACCUUCCAUUUCUAAAACAGUGCUCAUACCACCCAAAGUGGAGGGAAUAUCAAACGCAUACCUACCGCCUGUCGCAACCGUCGAAUCAAAAGUAACCAAAAUUGGAGCUCUUACUUCGCCUGGAUUAUCAAAGACUUAUACUACAAUACCGAAUCUCAAAUUCCAAAGCUUCACAUCACCUGCUGGGUCGAAAAGUUCUGAAUAUGAAUCAUCGGAAUACUCAUACUAUCAAUCUAGCCCAACGAUCUCGAAAGCUUCCACAUAUGUCACACCAUUCCAAGCAGGACAACUAAACUCAUACGCGCCUGCAAUAUCCUAUAACACUCCAUACACUCAAAAGUUAACAAAUCCCUUAAUAUCCACAUCUCUCACUAAAUUGGAUGGAAAUCUGCUAACCGAGAAAGCGUUCUCGUCGCUUGGAUCUUACUCGUACGCACCGCAUAUAUCAAGCACUUACCUUUCAAGUACACCCGUUUCGCAAUAUACUCCACUGUCAGUGGGAUAUUCGUCAGGCUUGAAAGCGGGAGCAUAUCAAUCGCAAUACGUAACAUCUGGUGUAGAUUUAUCUAAAUAUGGUGCUGGUGGACCAACAUCAAGCCAAUACAUUUCGAAACCAAUACAACAAAUUAGUUAUGCCGCUCCAGCUAUUCAAAAGAUUGCAAUAACUAAUGUACCUGCGCCAGUCAUUACAAAAUACUCUGGCCCCGUAUCAAAUAUCGUUAGCUACGCAGCUCCAAGCGCUAAAUCUGUUAUUUCAAGUGGGGCAUAUUCCCAUCAACAAGUAUCAAAACCAGUAUCUUCAACAGCAUAUGUUUCAGGAGUUGUAACUCCAGCAGUUACACCAGCAAUUGCUCACUACCCAGUGGCUGCAGCCGAGGAAUCUGGUUAUAGUAGUGAAAAGUAUAGUACGAAUGGAGCUAUAUCUCACCAAUUUGUUUCCAAGCCAACACAAUCAGUGAGUUUCGUUAGUCCAAGCGUAUCUAAAGUGGCUGCCAUAACAACACCACUUGUAGCACCAGCGGUUGCUCAGUACUCUUCCGGUCUUACCUUGAAUAAAGAGGUAGGUUAUGCUGUUCCCUCUCUUUCAUCUCUCUCUACCGGAUCUCCGUCUCUUAAGUAUGCAAGUGGUGGAGCAGUUUCUCAUCAGUAUGUCUCGAAACCUUUGCAGACUGUGGGCUAUGCAACUACACCGGUAGCUAAGGUACCUGCCAUUGCUAUUCCAGCCGUAUCUACAGUAACAGCUGCCGCUGCUCCCACGGUUACGCAAUAUUCUACAGGUCUUGGAGUUUCUCAACAUGGCAGUUAUACUGCUCCCUCAGUUACAGUGUAUUCUUCAGGCCACGGAAUUUCGAGUAGCGGCGUUUCUCUUCAACAUAUUUCAAAGCCUAUACAACCACUUGUCCAAACAUAUACAGCUCCUGUGAUAAGUAAGGUCGCAGCUACGGCUCCAAUAAUAACGUCCGGCAUAACACAAUAUUCUUCAGGUUCUGGCUUAUCGUCUAUCCACUCAGGCUCUCAAUCUGUUAAAUAUUCAGGCGGUGGCGCAGUUUCUCAUCAGUAUGUUUCGAAACCCUUGCAGGCAGUAAGCUAUGCCCCUGCACCGGUAGGUAAAGUACCAGUAGCCAGCAUUCCAGUAGUUAGCAAAGUUGCAACUUACGCUGUACCGUCAAUUACACAAUUUUCUUCUGGGCUCGGAGUUUCACAACAUGGCCACUACGCCGGUUCAGGUCAAGGAAUUUCUGCUGGCGCAGUUUCUCAUCAAGAGAUCUCCAAACCUAUACAGACAUUAACUUAUUCAGCUCCCACGAUAUCCAAGGUUUCAGCAAUUUCACCAGUUAUAAAACCAGCUGUAACAGCUAUCCAGUUGGAAACACAAUCCGCCAAAUAUACAAGCAGCGGAGCAGUCUCGCAUCAAUAUGUUUCGAAACCCGUACAGACUUCAAGUUAUGCCGCAGUCCCCUUAACUAAAGUUGCUCCCGUCACUUCGCCUACGCUUUCACAAUAUAAUUCUGGUCUCGGAGUAUCUAAAAUUGUCAACUAUGCUGCACCAGCCGUAUCGUCUAUCACUAGCAGCAACUAUGCGUCAUACGGCUCCUCGGGAGGAAUUUCACAUCAGCCUUUGACAUAUUCGGCCCCUGCAAUAACUAAAGUCGCUGCCGCGGUACCUGUAAUAAAUCCCGUAGUAACACAAUACACUUCAGGCUCUGGGUUAUCGUCUAUUCAUUCGGGAUCUCAAUCUGUCAAGUAUGAAGGUGGCGGCGCAAUUUCACAUCAAUACGUUUCGAAACCUAUACAACCUUUAGCUUAUUCAACUCCAGUGAUUGGCAAAUCUAUACAGACAGUGAGCUAUGAAGCUGCACCAGUUGCGAAGAUACCAACCGUUGCAGUCCCUGCUAUUGCUAAAGUGGGAACUUAUGCCGCACCUGCUAUUACCCAGUAUUCUGCUGGUCUCGGAGUUUCCCAACAUGGUGGUGCAGUUUCACAUCAAUAUGUUUCAAAACCUAUACAACCUUUGACGUAUUCAACUCCAGCAAUAGGCAAAUCUAUACAAACAGUGAGCUAUGAAGCUGCACCAGUUGCGAAGAUACCAACAGUUGCAGUCCCUGCUAUUGCGAAAGUGGGAACUUAUGCCGCACCUGCGAUUACCCAGUAUUCUUCUGGUCUCGGAGUUUCCCAACAUGGUGGUGCAGUUUCACAUCAAUAUGUUUCAAAACCUAUACAACCUUUGACGUAUUCAACUCCAGCAAUAGGCAAAUCUAUACAAACAGUGAGCUAUGAAGCUGCACCAGUUGCGAAGAUACCAACAGUUGCAGUCCCUGCUAUUGCUAAAGUGGGAACUUAUGCCGCACCUGCGAUUACCCAGUAUUCUUCUGGUCUCGGAGUUUCCCAACAUGGUGGUGCAGUUUCACAUCAAUAUGUUUCAAAACCUAUACAACCUUUGACGUAUUCAACUCCAGCAAUAGGCAAAUCUAUACAAACAGUGAGCUAUGAAGCUGCACCAGUUGCGAAGAUACCAACAGUUGCAGUCCCUGCUAUUGCUAAAGUGGGAACUUAUGCCGCACCUGCGAUUACCCAGUAUUCUUCUGGUCUCGGAGUUUCCCAACAUGGUGGUGCAGUUUCACAUCAAUACGUUUCGAAACCUAUACAACCUUUGACGUAUUCAACUCCAGCGAUUGGCAAAUCUAUACAAACAGUGAGCUAUGAGGCUGCACCAAUAGCAAAAGUACCAACCGUUGCACUCCCGGCUAUUGCGAAAGUGGGAACUUACGCCGCACCUGCAAUUACACAGUAUUCUUCUGGUCUCGGAGUUUCCCAACAUGGUGGUGCAGUUUCACAUCAAUACGUUUCCAAACCUAUACAACCUUUGACGUAUUCAACUCCAGCAGUUGGCAAGAUCGCUGCUGUAUCCCCAGUGUUAACACCAGUUGUAACUCAAUACCCUUCGGGCUCUUCAUCUAUCCAUGCGGGUGCUCAAUCCGUGAAAUACGGAAGUAGUGGAGCGAUUUCUCAUCAGUAUGUUUCGAAGCCUUUACAAACCAUUAGCUAUGCAGCGUCACCGCUGGUAAAAACCCCUGCCGUUGCUAUCCCAGCAGUUGCAAAAGUAGAAGCAUAUCCCGCACCCACUGUGACAAAAUAUUCCUCUGGCCUUGGAAUUUCACAACAUAGCAGUUAUGCUACUGCUCCCGCCGUUUCAGCCAUACGUACAGGUGUACAACCAGUUAUAUACUCGGCCCCUGCUAUAACCAAAGUCGCUGCACCAGUCGUAGCGCCAAUUGUAACGUCUGGUCUCACCCAAUACUCUUCAGGCUCUGACUUAACUGCCACACAUUUAGGAUCUCAAUCAGUAAAAUAUGCAAGUGGUGGUGCAGUUUCCCAUCAAUACGUUUCCAAACCUUUGCAAACCGUAACCUAUGCGACGGCACCAGACGUUUCAGCUUUAAAUUAUGCCAACCCGUCGAUUAAGUCGGUUAAUUUGGGAGCGCAGUCUGUAAAAUAUGCCGGUGGCGGUGCUAUAUCCCAUCAGCUCGUUUCGAAGCCGUCGCAACCACUUCUAUUUGCAACUCAAGCAGCUACAUUGACAACUUCUGCUAAAGAUUACCUUGCGCCAACACUUGAUAUAACAAAAUCGUCAUCCUAUCCACUACCAGGCGUAAUAUCCAUACAUUCCAGCACUGGGUCAGCAAAAUACGGUUCCAGUGGAUCUGUUUCUCAUCAAUACAUCUCCAAGCAGCCCGCCAUUGCAGUAAGCAAAAUAAAUCCUUACUCAGUGCCAGCCAUCACGCCAGUUAUAUCUACUCCUGCGUUAGCAAAAGUAGCAACAUAUGCCUCGCCAGCCUUAUCAGCAAUCCAUUCAAGUACAGGUUUAGCUAAGCUGUCAAGCAGUGGUGCUAUAUCUCAACAAUACUCCAGUAUAUCUACUAAAGCAGGUAUCGGUGGAUAUGCAGUUCAGAGUUCACUUGGCAGUUUAGGUUUGGGUAAAGAUCUGACCAAUGCAGCGCUCCUACACCAACAGAAAAUUCCUAUUGUAGCAAACUUGGCGCAACCCGUUUAUGGCAAAUCUGGCUUGAGUUAUUCCGCUUCAACACCGCUAACAUCAACUGGGUAUUCAACAAUACCUUCGGCGCACGGCGGUCCAUAUUAUGGAGCAAUAGCAUUGGGACACACCGGGUUGUCACCGAUCUUGAAACUUGGUGGAACUGGGCCAUCAUCUCUACACGGAGUCGGCGGCAGUUUAAGUUUAUCGCCAUUAAAAUACAGUACAGUCCAAGGGAGUUUGCCUAUUUUAAAGGACCAGAGGGAUCUACUUAGUGGCUAUGCGCACGGAGUUGGAGGUAUUGGUCCGCUUGGCGCUGGACUCUAUCGAUAUGCACCAUCAAUCUCACCUUUACUAGCGCAUAGUACUAGCCCCGCAACUUAUCUGAAGACACAACCUGCACUCAAAAUACAACCAGCUGUUAUCAAAACGAUUCCAGAAAAACACUAUGAACAUUAUAGUGACCAUGCUAGAUAUGCCUUCGAGUAUGGCGUAAAUGACCCAUAUACAGGAGAUAUAAAGCAUCAGAAGGAAGAACGGGAUGGAGAUGUUGUAAAAGGCGAAUACUCUCUGGUGGAGCCCGAUGGUAAUGUUCGCACCGUUAAAUACUAUGCCGAUUGGGAGACAGGAUUCCAUGCUGAAGUCAUUAAUAGUCGAGAUUCCGGCAAAUUAGUCACAAAACGGAGUUCAAAAAAAUCGUGAAUAUUGUUAAGAUUAUGAAAGAAAUUUUAGUUAAAUACACUCAUCAUCAUUUUGUAUCAUCUCUUACGUAUUUGUAGUUAGUUUAAAAAAUGUCAUCAAUGUACAGAGAAAUGUACAUUUGUGAAAAACCAUUACAGCGCAAUGUUAUUCCAUACACUCGUAUGUAUGUACAUAUGUAAACCUAGACCUUCGGAUAAAUAUGUAUAUUAUUUCUUCUUGUUUUGUAGCGGCUCCGUUAAAGCAUUUUUCAAAAAAAUCGAGUCUAGAUCACAAUAAGUAUGUGUACAACAAUAUUUUCCCAAGCAUGUCUUCUUCAUGAUUUUCCAGUUUUCAACCGAUAAAGGCCAUUGUAAAUAAAAAAUAAAUAAAAUACGCGCAUA